GAAAAGAAUCCGAGAUUAUGUACAGCAGGUUCUUUGUAUGCUAAACAGUCGUAUUCGUUAGUCAAUACCCUGGGAUUGUAAGUGUACAUGAACCAACAGGAUUUUAAUCGCAAGCUUGCUUUGACAGCAGCUGGUGAAUGGAAGUGGCGAGGGCCGGAGAGAUGGGUCCCGAGAGAAUCUUACCGAACCCCGAGGAGGAUGCGCUGCAGGACCGGCCCUCAGACACCGCGGCGCCGGAGGAGUGGAGCGGAGAGGAGGAGGAAGGAGGCGCCGGAGACGAGGACCAGGGCAGUGCUGGAUACUAUUAUCAGCCUCUGAAUCAAGACCCAGACGGGAUGAGCGGCUCACACACAGAGCCAGCGGACGAGGGGACCACCGCAGAGCAGCUGCAGGACGUCCAGGACAGAAUAGAGGCCAUGGGUCUGUUCCUGCCCCAGCCGCCGCCCCCUGACAGCGACGAAGAGGAGGAUCCUGAAGGAGCUGCUGCCUGUAGAAGUUCUGCGUCCAUUCCCAUGGAUGCAGAUCACGUUGAGCUGGUGAAAAGGACCAUGGCGGCAGUAAAUUUGCCGACACUAGGAAUCCCUGCCUGGGCCCAGGAGAUCUCUGACGACCAGUGGAAGGACAUGGUCCAGCAGACGCUUCAGUCCAGACAAAGCUCUACAGGCCUGAGACUGGAACGCAAGUGAAACCGUUUCAAGAGCCUCAUCUCACCUACUGCACAUCUCACACUGCAGAAACAGAGCUUCUGACAUCUCAAACAAAUCAAAAGGCAUUCAUCACUUUAGUUGUGGUUUAUACAAACUGUGGGCUGAAAUUCUUGAAAUGCAAAUCUAAUAGCUUGCCUUUUAAUUGCUUUGAACUGAUACACAGCCAGUGUCCAGUUGCUGCAGUUACAGAGUAGGCAAAAACUGUCCUAAAAACAUCCCAAAUGUUUUUCAACCCAGUUGUAUUAAUGAUGCAGUGUGUUCCUUUUUCUUUUUCUUUUGUAAAGUGAAGAAUUUUGCAAAACUUAGUGGUCGCUUUUGUAUGACAGUAUAGACAUGUGAUGGUGCAUCUCAGUAAUACUCACAUCUCCAUUAAUCUGACUGUUGAUACCUGUGCAAUGAGUGACCGAUCCUUUAUAUAUAUCUCACACGGCUCGAGCAACACAAAUGGCCGUCACACCUUUUGUGUUUCUUUAUUUUUGUUCUGUACAUACAUGAACAUCUGUACAAAAUAUGACUUUCAUACUAUGUAAUGCUCAACCUAAUUAAAGUACAACAUAUGUACAUAUGACCUGGAAAGCAGCUUAAGAUUAGUGUCAGACUUGGGAAGGAGGACCGGGAGAGGAGGGAAAGGGACGGGUGAGUGUGGAGAGACCCAUACUUUCUUAAUUUCCCUGUUUCUUGUUGCUGCCGGACAAGCUGAACACCGGCCCCAUCCGCCUGUCAAGCUGCAUCGAGAAAGGAAGCGUGCUGCGUUCAAGAGUGACGUUGCCUCUGAUUGUUUCUGGAAUGUUUUGGUCUAUUAUUUAGAGGCAACAAGGUUGGCAAUUCAUGCUCUUGAUUGCACGGACAAGUAAUUCCCGUACGCUGAUAGGCCGAGGUGACGUUACAACACUUCAAACAGCUAAUGAUUUCAAGACUUCACCUCUGCACUGCACACUAAUAAGCUGUAAUGGCACGAGUUGAAACGUGCAUGUUUGGAGCGAUGGAAGAAGUGUAGCAGCUUGAAUGCACAGCAAGUGGACAUCAUUACAGCGAGACCUUUGAGCUGCGAUGACGUUUUGCAUUGUCCAGCAGCCUGUAGGAAGAGUAAAUGUUCCCUCACUAUUGGAAUGAUCAAAGUGACACUUCACGGGACAGACCUUUACAACAGAGAGGGGACAUCAUGCAUCAGAAUGGAGUCGUACAAGCAAACAGAAUGAAAGAAAAGAUGAACUUGGAGCA
Sinocyclocheilus anshuiensis is the source of this 1928-nucleotide messenger RNA. Its product is annotated as male-enhanced antigen 1. The record is from RefSeq and is a predicted model, not a curated record. Gene Ontology annotation, biological process: spermatogenesis. NCBI's taxonomy places the organism in Eukaryota, Metazoa, Chordata, Actinopteri, Cypriniformes, Cyprinidae. The coding region runs from base 138 to 686 and encodes 182 amino acids. The transcript is spliced from 4 exons.